Molecule: messenger RNA, 1464 nt
Organism: Anopheles coustani
Lineage: Eukaryota; Metazoa; Arthropoda; Insecta; Diptera; Culicidae
Gene: vvl
Product: POU domain protein CF1A
Exons: 1
Coding region: 1-1464 (487 amino acids)
Biological process (GO): brain development; regulation of transcription by RNA polymerase II
Cellular component (GO): nucleus
Molecular function (GO): DNA-binding transcription factor activity, RNA polymerase II-specific; RNA polymerase II cis-regulatory region sequence-specific DNA binding
Source: RefSeq, a predicted model, not a curated record
AUGGCCGCCACCGCGUACAUCUCGCCCGGCGCCGGCGAACUCGACAUGGCGCUGGGCGGCGGUGGUGGCGGCGGCGGCGGAGGCGGCUACCAUCACACCUCGUCGCCGCGCAGUGCCGCCGAUGCGAACGAGAUGAAGUACAUGCACCACCAUCACCACCAUCACCACCAUCAGGCGGCUGCGGCGGCUGUGGCGGCGGCAGCGAAUCACCAUCAUGGCGGCAUCACCGUGCCCUCGAGUCCUUCGCCCAACCCGGCCGGCCUGGGCUCGGUGACGGGCGGGCUCGGGGGCAAUCCGUGGGCCGCCCUGCAGCCCAGUGACCCCUGGACGCUGCAUGCCGCCGCGGCCGCCGCCCACUCCCACCCGGCCCACACACACCCGCAUCCGGCGGACGUGAAGCAGGAGAUGCACCUGACGCAGCAGGCCCGGGCCGCCAGCCAGCAGGCGGGCGGUGCCGGCCCCGGGGGCGGACCGGGUGGAGGCGGAGGAGGAGGCGGUGGGAUGGGAUCGCCACACGGGUGGCAUGCGCCGGUGCACGCCGGCUCGCACUACGCCACCGGUACCGGUUCUCCCCUGCAGUACCACGCGCAUGCAGCCGCGGCCAUGAACGGCAUGCUGCAUCACCCGGCCAGCCACCAUCACCCUGCGCAUCACCAAAGUGCGGCGGCGACCCCGUCGCUGCAUCCCUCGCUGCGGGGCGAGUCCCCGCAGCUGCAUCUGCCGCCGCACCAUCACCAUCACCAUCAUCACCAUCACCUGCAGGGCGACCGGGAUGUGAGCGCCGGCGAGGAGGACACGCCGACGUCCGACGACCUGGAAGCGUUCGCGAAGCAGUUCAAGCAGCGCCGGAUCAAGCUCGGGUUCACGCAGGCGGACGUGGGGCUGGCGCUCGGGACGCUGUACGGCAACGUGUUCUCGCAGACGACCAUCUGCCGGUUCGAGGCGCUCCAGCUGAGCUUCAAAAACAUGUGCAAGCUGAAGCCGCUGCUGCAGAAGUGGCUGGAGGAGGCCGACUCGACCACCGGCUCGCCGACCAGCAUCGACAAGAUCGCGGCCCAGGGCCGGAAGCGGAAAAAGCGCACCAGCAUCGAGGUGUCGGUGAAGGGGGCGCUCGAGCAGCACUUCCACAAGCAGCCGAAGCCGUCGGCGCAGGAGAUCUCGUCGCUCGCCGACAGUUUGCAGCUGGAGAAGGAGGUCGUGCGGGUGUGGUUCUGCAAUCGGCGGCAGAAGGAGAAGCGCAUGACGCCCCCGAACACGAUGGGGGGCGACAUGAUGGACGGCAUGCCACCGGGUCACAUGGGCCACGGUGGUGGCCAUCAUGGCGGGCACGGCGGUUACCAUCCUCACCACGACAUGCACGGCAGCCCGAUGGGGGCGCACAGUCACAGCCACAGCCCGCCGAUGCUCAGCCCGCAGGGUAUGGGCGCGACCGUCGGCGGCCACCAUCAGCUGACGGCCCACUAG